Molecule: messenger RNA, 808 nt
Organism: Populus euphratica (Euphrates poplar)
Lineage: Eukaryota; Viridiplantae; Streptophyta; Magnoliopsida; Malpighiales; Salicaceae
Product: eukaryotic translation initiation factor 3 subunit J-like
Exons: 6
Coding region: 131-670 (179 amino acids)
Cellular component (GO): eukaryotic translation initiation factor 3 complex; cytoplasm
Molecular function (GO): translation initiation factor activity
Source: RefSeq, a predicted model, not a curated record
GCCUAAAAAUAAAUGGGAUGAUGAAGAUGUUGAUGAAGAUGAUGUGAAAGAAUCGUGGGAGGAUGAAGAUGAACCUGCUCCGGUAUGAUUGAUAAUGUCCGGGAACAACAUCCACAGCUAGUUAUGGAAAAUGGCACCAGUAGUGAAACCUCCUCCUGAAAAGGCUCCUAAGAAAUCCGCAGCAAAGUCUACGGAAAAGAAGGGAAAAACUGUUCAGGUGCUAAAGGAAGAGAAACUAGAUCCACUAGCUGAGAAACUUCACUGGCAAAGGCUGGUGGAAGAAGCUGAUUUCAGAUCCACUACAGAACUGUUUGCUAAGAAAGGUGAUGAGAAAUCGGUUGAUAGUUUCAUACCAAAAUCUGAAAGUGACUUCUUGGAAUAUGCAGAGCUUAUUUCACAUAAGCUUCGCUCAUUUGAGAAAAGUUACCAUUAUAUCGGUUUACUUAAGGCAAUAAUGAGACUGUCCAUGACUGCCUUGAAAGCUGCAGAUGCCAAAGAAGUUUCGGCUUCUGUGAGUGCAAUUGCAAAUGAAAAGAUAAAAGCUGAGAAAGAAGCCAACGCUAGCAAAAAGAAGCAAGCUGGGAAGAAAAAACAGCUUCAUGUUGAUAAGCCUGAUGAUGACUUGGUGGUUAAUCCCUAUGAUGCUCUUGAUGACUUCGAUUUUAUGUAAUCUGUUUUGGUAAUAGGCAUUACAUUUUUGCACUCAUUGUGUUUCAUCAGAAUCACAUUUACACCAUGAUUGAUGAUUCAGUGUAUGUUGUAAACAAUGUUUUUAGAAGAAAACUUCGCGUUUUUGCCUUUGUUUUCA